Molecule: messenger RNA, 4876 nt
Organism: Oncorhynchus keta (chum salmon)
Lineage: Eukaryota; Metazoa; Chordata; Actinopteri; Salmoniformes; Salmonidae
Product: venom factor-like
Cellular component (GO): extracellular region
Molecular function (GO): endopeptidase inhibitor activity
Source: RefSeq, a predicted model, not a curated record
UCUCUGUGUGAAAGAGUUCUGUCCCCAGUGUCGUGAGAGUUUAGUUCCAUACACUGUCAGAAUGGCAGAGGGGACACUGCUCCACAUUUUGUUGGUUUGUGUUUUCUGUAGCUGUUGCGCCCAAAUAUUCAACAACCCAAACCGAGAACGGAUGCGACUGAGUCCAUGGGAUCGCCGCCGAUUUGGAUAUAUGGACCUUGACAUGUAUUUUGAUCUUCAUGAUAGAAGAAAUCCAAAAGACCACACCAGUCUGGAACCAAGGUUCAUCCUCCUAGCCCCUAACAUUCUGAGAACAGACAGUGAGGAGUCAAUCUAUUUAGAAUCCCAUGGCCUUAACAGCCCUGUCACCGUCACCAUAACAGUCCUCAACUACCCGGAGAGGAGGUACCAGCUCCUGCAGGACACCGUCACACUUGGCCCGGCGAACAGCUACCACACCCUCAAGAUCAUAAAGCUCCCCUCCGAGCGUCUGGACAAGGGGAAUGAGGAGUCGUCCAGGAACCAGUAUGUGUAUGUGAAAGCAGAGUUUGGGGGCUACCACGAAGCUGAACAGGCUGUUCUGGUCUCCUUCCACUCUGGAUACAUCUUCAUCCAGACAGACAAGCCCCUCUACAAACCUGGAGACACUGUACUCUGCAGGGCCUUUGUGUCUACACCUACCUUCCAGGCCUUCAACAGCUCCAUCACCAUUGAAUUCCAGAAUUCAGACGGCGUCGUAGUGAAACAGACCUCCAGGACCAGAGCUAACAAUGGAAUCUUUGCUGAUACUCACGUUCUACCUGACAUAGUCAAUGAGGGAACGUGGAAGAUCAUUGCAAAAUUUGACAACUGGCAACAGAACAAGUUCAGUAGUGAGUUUGAGGUGAAGAAAUACGUGCUGCCUGCUUUCAAUGUCACACUGACUCCCAAGAAACCCUUCCUCCGUCUGGAUGAUACUGAGCUGGUGGUGGAGAUCACAGCCAGCUACCUGUAUGGUGAAGAUGUCCAGGGAACGGCCUACGUGAUGUUUGGGGUGGAGGUGAACAAGGAGAAGAGGAGGUUACCAUCGGUCAAGCAGGUCACCAAUCUGCAGCAUGGCACCGCUACAUUGACCAUGGAGGAGAUCAGGAAGGCCUACCCCGACCUCAGCUCCCUGGUUGGAAGCUCUAUUUACGUCAAGGCCUCAGUGCUGACCAAAUCAGGCAGUGACCUGGUGGAGGCAGAGAAGUCUGGUAUUAAGAUAGUGAAGUCCCCUUACGUCCUCUCCUUCAUAGAAACACCAAAGUACUACAAGCCUGGCUUGCCCUUCGACGUCAUGAUCCAGGUGAGUUUCCAGGAUGGUUCCCCGGCUCAUAAUGUCCCGGUCCAGGUGAGCCUCCUGGCCAACCCAAUCACCAGCCACCGUGGCACCAUCAGGACCGCCAUCAACAUGCCUGCUGAGCUAGGCCCUCAGAUCAUCACUGCUGAGACCAAACAGACGGGCCUACAGCCAGAGCAGCAGGCCAGACAGCAGAUGACCCUUCACCCCUACACACCCUUUGACCGACAGAGACAGAACUACCUGUAUAUCUCCACUGGGACCACCACAGUCUCUCUGGGGCAGAGCCUUGGCCUCAGUCUACACAUCAACACUGCUGACGAGGCCCACAGGGAACUCAUCACUCACCUCACAUACCUGGUGUUGAACAAGGGCAAAAUCAUCGUUGCCAAGAGACUAGAGGUCGGAGGUCAGGACAUGACCAACGUUCUGUUGACCGUUACCAAGGAGAUGAUGCCCUCAUUUCGCGUUGUGGCAUUCUACAUGCUGCCGUGGGCGGGGACUUCGGAGGUGGUGGCUGAUUCUGUGUGGGUGGAUGUGGAGGAUGCCUGUGUUGGGGCGUUGAGUGUUGGUCCAGCUGGCUCCAGGCCCUUAGAGUACUACCACCCAGGGAGAGGGUUCAACUUCCAGGUGAGAGGAGACCCAGGAGCCAUGGUCAGUCUGGUGGUGGUGGACAACGCUGUGUUCCUGCUCAACAGACAGAGGCUCACACAGAGGAAGAUCUGGCAGGUGGUGGAAGGGGGGGACAUAGGCUGUACCCACGGUGGGGGCAGCAACAGCAUGGGUGUCUUCACUGACGCUGGACUACUGUUUUACUCUAACACUGGUGGAGCCACCUCUUCUAGACAAGGCAUGCAGUGCCCAGGGAGGUCCAGAAGGAGGCGCUCUGCUGAGAUGUUGCAACGCAGAACUCUACUGGAGAACCACUACAGAGAGAAGCUGUUGCGUCAGUGUUGUAAGGAUGGCCUGAGAGAGAUCCCCAUGCCUUACUCCUGCACCCGACUCCUCUACAUCACUGAGGGAUGGGAAUGUAUCAAGGCCUUCAGGUACUGCUGCUCCAAGUACAGGGGAGAGGAGUUUGACACCAGACUACCCCCUACCACCACCAUACCCCCCACCACCACCAUACCGCCUACCACCACAGCUCUACUCAGGCUGACCCUGGACAGACGCAUUUCCCCCCAGAUACAUAGCAAACAAUUUGUCAAUUAUGGGAUUUCAAGAGGUGAAGAAAGAUUGGGCCUUCCAGUGAUAAUGGGAUCCAAACCUGUUCUGGAAGGACAGAGAGGGUCUUUUGCUGAGGAAGAGGAGGAGGAAGAGGAGGAUGACUUUAUGGAGGAGAGUGAUGUGAUAGUAAGGUCUAAGUUCUAUGAGUCAUGGCUGUGGAAAGACCUGCCGCUGCCCAGUGUUCCUGAGGACAGCAGAGACGGGUUGUCAACGCUGCAUGUGGAAUCCAUCUUCCCAGACACGAUCACCCAGUGGGGGGUACUAGCCAUCAGCUCCUCACCUGUAACAGGUUUCUGCGUAGCCGAGCCAUGGAACGUGCGUGCGUGGAAGCGUUUCUUCGUGGACCUGAAGCUGCCGUACUCAGUGGCGAGGAACGAACACGUGGAGAUCAAAGCUGUGCUCCAUAACUAUGGCAACGAGGACAUGGAGGUUAAGGUGGUGCUACUGAAGACAGAGGACAUGUGCAGUGUGGCGUUCAAUGGGAAACACACCCAGGAGGUGAGGUUGAAGGGCAGCUCGUCCCUGGUGGUUCCCUACACCAUCAUACCGCUCAAGGCCGGAGAGAUGCUACUGGAGGUCCUUGCCAUGGCCAAAGGGUUUAUGGGUAGCGACGGGGUCAAGAAGAAGCUACGCGUGGUGGUGGAAGGAGUGCAGAAGACUAAAGUACAGAGUUUUGUAUUGAAUCCUUCUGCCAAGGGAGGGAAUGAUGGGAGGCAGGUAGUGGAGGUGAACAAAGUGGAGCUGGGCUCCCUGGUUCCAAACUCUCAACCAGAGACAUUCAUCAACAUCAGGGGUAACCUGUUGGCUGAUACCAUAGACAACAGUAUCAGCGGUGACUCGCUGGCCUCUUUGAUCCGUAUGCCUGGUGGCUGUGAACAGAACCUCGCCAGCAUCACCCUGCCUCUUAUAGCCACUGUCUACCUGGACCAUUCCAACGACUGGGAGGCUGUAGGGGUGCAACGCAGGGUGGAGGCCAUGAACUACAUACAGAAAGGCUACCAGAAGCAGCUGGUGUAUAAGAAGAAAGACGACUUACCCCCCUACAGGAAUGAAGGCACAAGCACAUGGAUCACAGCGUAUGUAGUGAAGGUGUUCUCUAUGGCUCGUCAGCUGAUAGGAGUGAGUGAACAGGAUGUGUGUGGUCCUCUCCUCUACCUGCUCAACAACAAACAGCAGACCACUGGAUCUUUCAGAGAGGACAACCCUGUCUACACUACUACUAUGACAGGUGGAGUACAAGGUGCAGAGUCUCAGUCCACUCUGACAGCCUUUGUCCUGAUAGCCAUGACUGAAGCCACCAAGGGUACAGAACUCAACUGCAAUGGAGCUGGCCACACCAUCAAGAAUGGGAUCCAGAAUGCUGCCAACUAUCUGAGGAGCACGUAUGGUAGUCUGAAGAGGCCCUACUCUCUGGCCAUCUCUGCCUACGCUCUGUCUCUGGUUGACGAGACACCUUCAAUGUUCUUAAAAACCCUGCUACUCAAAGCUGCCUCUCCAGACGGUACCCAUUGGCCAGACAGUGAGAACCGCCUGUUCACUCUGGAAGCGACGGGCUACGCCCUGCUAGCCCUGGUGAAGAGUCGUCACAUGACUGAAGCCGCCGCACCUUUCCAGUGGCUCAAUGAGCAGCGCCGCAGGGGCGGGGGCUACGGAUCCACCCAGCCCACCAUGGUUGUUCUGCAGGGUCUGUCUGGGUACCUGAUAAAGAAACCUCCCAAUGACCUGAGUCUCCAGGUGGACCUGAGCAUCCAGGGCCGCAGCGACCAGCGCUACCACUUCGACCCCAGGACCUCCUACGUGGCACGCUCCUCCAGGGCUCCUAUAGACCAGGGAUUCAGAGUGGAGGCCAAAGGGAAGGGACAAGGUAUACUAGAGGUGGUGACCUACUACAACGAGCUCCCUGAGGUGCAUGAGAAGAGCAGCUGCAAGAACUUUGAUUUGGACGUGACCAUCGCAGAAUCUAGUGAAAAGCCUCCACCAGAUGCAGAGAAGUCCUACACGAUCACUAUUAAUGUCAGGGCACUGGGACUAAGGGAGGUCAGGAUGGUUGUUCUGGACAUCAGUCUUCCUACUGGGUUCGUCCCAGAGAAUGAAGAUCUGGAGAUGCUGACCAACUCAGUGGACCGUUACAUCAACAACUUCCAGAUAGUGGACAACCUGAGUGACAGAGGCUCCCUCAUCAUCCACCUCUUCAAGGUGUCCAACAAGGAGACUGAGACCAUCAUCUUCCGACUGCAGCAGACGUUCAAAGUGGGACUCCUCCAACCUUCAUCUGUCACUGUCUAUGAGUACUACAACCCAGGUAGAUACUGUCUACGAGUACUACAACCCAGGUAGAUACUGUCACUGUCU